AUGCCCUUAGGCACGGCCAUACAUAACAUAGAAAUCACACUUGGAAGGGGUGGACAAUUAGCUAGAGCAGCGGGUGCUGUUGCGAAACUGAUUGCAAAGGAGGGGAAAUCGGCCACAUUAAAAUUACCUUCUGGGGAGGUCCGUUUGAUAUCCAAAAACUGCUCAGCAACAGUCGGACAGGUGGGGAAUGUUGGGGUGAACCAGAAAAGUUUGGGUAGAGCCGGAUCUAAAUGUUGGCUAGGUAAGCGUCCUGUAGUAAGAGGAGUAGUUAUGAACCCUGUAGACCAUCCCCAUGGGGGUGGUGAAGGGAGGCUCAAUUGGUGA
Gossypium arboreum is the source of this 324-nucleotide messenger RNA. RefSeq names its product 50S ribosomal protein L2, chloroplastic-like. Gene Ontology annotation, biological process: cytoplasmic translation. Gene Ontology annotation, cellular component: ribosome. Gene Ontology annotation, molecular function: structural constituent of ribosome; RNA binding. The transcript has a single exon. NCBI's taxonomy places the organism in Eukaryota, Viridiplantae, Streptophyta, Magnoliopsida, Malvales, Malvaceae. Bases 1 to 324 code for a protein of 107 amino acids. The record is from RefSeq and is a predicted model, not a curated record.